Messenger RNA from Oncorhynchus kisutch (coho salmon), 7044 nucleotides. RefSeq names its product semaphorin-6D. The transcript is spliced from 19 exons. NCBI's taxonomy places the organism in Eukaryota, Metazoa, Chordata, Actinopteri, Salmoniformes, Salmonidae. Gene Ontology annotation, cellular component: plasma membrane. The record is from RefSeq and is a predicted model, not a curated record. Bases 660 to 4094 code for a protein of 1144 amino acids. Gene Ontology annotation, biological process: semaphorin-plexin signaling pathway; axon guidance; positive regulation of cell migration. Gene Ontology annotation, molecular function: semaphorin receptor binding; chemorepellent activity.
ACUGAAGGGGAAAGGUUGUAUUUGUUGCAAACUGAGUCGGCUUGUAGGGCUGCCCUGCACAAGUGGUGAAUACUACAGAAAUAGUUGUCGACUGGGCUAUUUAUACAUGGGCUUUCUUCGUAUGGGUUGCAGCCUAUAUAAUCAUAGUUUAUAAAACAUUAUCGUUCUGCUUGUAUCUCUUUUGCCUGAUUUGUUCUAUGUGCGCGCUCAGGGCUGAACGGAAAGCGCACGUCUCUUAUUUACGUUUUCCCUCUGGUUUAAAAGUUAAUAGUAAAGGGGGUGGGGAAUGAACGUACGAGGGGACUGUAGCGCUAUUUGAUCACGGUUGAGCUUUGAAGAUCAGUAAGCAUUGAGCCGGGCCCAAGGACGCAGAUAGAGAAGGAGAAGUCCGCGACUCUGAAUUAAUGUCCGCGGUCCGCGACUGGAAAAGAGAAGUGUGGAGACCAUAUGGCACUGGGAAUAAGGAAUUAUAUACGUUUAUAACUCCACCAAAUGGAAUUAUUAUAAUGGAUGAACGUUAUAGGGAAUAUAGCCUUCAUUGGGACUGGAAGGAGAUCUGCAAUACGCUUUCAUGAAUCAUUUUGGAACCACAAGGUAACAUCUUGUUGGGUGAGAACCAGGCAGGAAGGAGUGGUCUCAGACCAAAAGCAGCAACAGUCAUGGUUUGGAGAGCAGGCCUUCUGCUCAGCAUACUGCUAGCUACAGCCACACACACCAUGUCUGCCAGCUUCCCAGAGGACAGUAUACCCCUGGACGCUGUCGAUGCACACUUCUCGCGGCAGUACCCAGUGUUCCGAGGUCGUCCGUCGGGGAACGAGUCACAGCACAGACUGGACUUCCAACUGAUGACCAAGAUACAGGAUACACUGUUCAUCGCUGGCAGAGACCAGGUGUAUCUAGUGAGUCUCCGAGAAUCCUACAGGAAUGAGAUCAUUCCCUACAGGAAGUUAACAUGGAGGUCAGGCGAGGCAGACAGAAAGAACUGUGCCAUGAAGGGGAAACAUAGAGAUGAGUGUCAUAACUACAUCAAGGUUCUGGUUCCUAGAAAUGAUGACCUGGUGUUCAUCUGUGGAACAAACGGCUUCAACCCCAUGUGCCGGUACUACAGGCUGGAUAACCUGGAGUUUGAUGGGGAGGAAAUCAGCGGACUGGCACGAUGCCCGUUUGACGCCAAGCAGACCAACGUCGCUCUGUUCGCUGACGGGAAGCUGUACUCGGCAACGGUUGCUGACUUCCUGGCGAGCGACGCAGUGAUCUACCGUAGUAUGGGUGACGGCUCGGCCCUCAGGACUAUCAAAUACGACUCCAAAUGGCUGAAAGAGCCCCAUUUCCUGCAUGCAGUGGAUUAUGGGAACUAUGUCUACUUCUUCUACAGAGAGAUUGCAGCAGAACACAACAACUUGGGCAAGGCCGUCUACUCCAGAGUGGCUCGUAUCUGUAAGAACGACGUAGGCGGGUCUCAGCGUGUGUUGGAGAAACACUGGACGUCCUUCGUCAAGGCCAGACUCAACUGUUCUGUUCCUGGAGAAUCGUUCUUCUACUUCGAUGUUCUACAGUCCAUCACUGACAUCAUCAACAUCAACGGAGUUCCUUCUGUGGUGGGAGUCUUCACUACACAGAUGAACAGUAUCCCAGGGUCUGCAGUGUGUGCGUUCUCCAUGGAUGACAUAGAGAAGGUGUUCAGAGGACGAUUUAAAGAACAGAAAACACCUGACUCUGUCUGGACCGCCUUCCCAGAGGAGAGACUGCCCAAACCCAGGCCAGGCUGCUGUGCGGGUCACGGCCAGGCUGAGUCCUAUAAGACCUCUAUAGAAUUCCCUGAUGAGACCCUCCUCUUCAUCAAGUCUCACCCCCUCAUGGACUCCUCCGUGCCUAACAUAGGAGAUGAGCCCUGGUUCACCAAGACACGCGUCAGGUACAGGCUGACAGCCCUGGCGGUGGACAACGCGGCUGGUCCACAUGGUAACUACACAGUGCUGUUCAUUGGUUCAGAGGCGGGCGUGGUGCUGAAGGUUCUAGCCAAGACUUCCCCUCUGUCCCUAAACGACAGCAUCCUAUUGGAGGAGAUUGACCUGUUCAACAGAGCCAAGUGUCUGUCUAACAGUGAGGAUGACAGGCAUAUUUUGUCGCUCCAUGUUGACAGAGACACACACAGUGUGUAUGUAGCUUUCUCUAGCUGUGUGGUUCGCAUGCCUCUCAGCCGCUGUGAGCGACACACUAACUGCCACAAGUCUUGUAUAGCGUCCAGGGACCCCUACUGUGGCUGGAUGCCUCAUGGAGCCUGUGAGAGGAUCCUGCCUGGAGUUCUGUCUGGUUAUGAGCAGGAUGUAGAGUUUGGGAACACGGUUCAGCUGGGAGACUGCCAUGUGUUUUUGGCCACUACAUCAGCGACAGAUUACAAAUCAUUUGGUGACCCGACCUCUGACAUGGAGUUGUCAUCUACGUCAUUCACAGACCAGCCCAGUGGGCCCAUACACCCCCCAGUACCCCCAGUACUCACCCCCACCCUGAGCCCCCAUCCUGGGCUUGGUCCUGGGGAAGGGCCUGGGGCUGGUUUUCCAGACCUGUAUGGCUCAGGGUUUGUGCAGCAGGAUGACCCGGCCACCUCCCAUUCACUAGAGUCACUCCCAGGGGGCCUAGAGGGUGUGUGGGAGAUCCAGGCGGGAGAAGCCAAUCAGAUGGUCCACAUGAAUAUCCUGAUCAGCUGUGUGUUGGCUGCCUUCCUCCUGGGGGCGCUAGUGGCCGGCCUGGUGGUGUUCUGCUACAGAGACUCUUUCCUCCGCCACAAGCCCCGGCACGCCCACAAAGAUGCAGAGUCAGCCCCCUCCUGCAGCGACUCCACCGGAUCCUUCGCUAAGCUCAACGGGCUCUUCGACAGUCCUGUCAAGGAGUACCAGCCAAGUCUGGACUGUCCCAAGCUGUACACCAACUUACUGAGCAGUGGUAAGGACCUGACGCCUAACGGAGACACCAAGACCAUGAUCCUCCGGGACGGCUGUCAGCCCCCCGAGCUGGCCGCCCUGCCCACCCCCGAGUCUACCCCUGUGCUGCAGCAGAAAGGCCUGCAGCCAAUCAGGAACCAAUGGGAGCGAGCCAAUCACCACGGGAAGAUCAACGGAUCCAGGAAGAACUCCAACUCUACCUCCUCCUCCAUUGCCAAGAGUCCCCAGUUCCACCCCAGUUCCCCCCCUCCUCACCCCCAGCCCCACCCCCACCCUGCGCUGGGACACUCCCACAUCCCCAGCGCCGUCGUUCUUCCCAACGCUACGCACGAAUACCGCAGUGGUUACCAUGGAAACCCGACCGACGACGUCACACCGCCGCGCACCCUGGACAGGAAGCCAGAGAACAUGGAACACCUGCAGGCCACGCCCCCUCAUUCUAAAGGAAGCAGGAAGGAGCAGAAGAGGUCACUGGAUGCCAGGAACACACUGAACGACCUGCUGAAGCACCUGAACGAUGCUAACACGGCUAACGCUAGCUCCAAUGCUAUCCUCCAAGAGGGGGCCGGCUCAGCGCCCCGACCCAGCAGACAACACCUGAUGCUGGAGCCUCUAGGGGACAUCACUGAGGUUCCCCCCAAGGUCCCCAGCCGAGAGGCCUCUCUUUACUCCCCCUCCUCCUCCUCCUCCCUGCCCAGGCACAGCCCCACCAAGAGGGUUGAUGUCCCACUGCCCUCCACACCUAGCUCCCCCACAGGCAGCCUGGGCAUGGGAGGAAGCAUGAGUGGCACCCUGGAGAGGAGGUACGGCUCUCAUCACAGGAUCUCUUCUCACAGACACUCCCUCACCGCCACCUCUCCCAACGGGGUCAGUAUGGGGGUGUCGUUGUCCCACCAACACAGUAUGAACAGAGGGGGGUACAUGCCCCCCACCCCUCCCUCCAGACUGGACUCCCAGAGGGGGCUUCACUCCCCCCAUCAACACCCCCACCCCCCCUCCCUGUCCCGCCAGAGCAGCUACAGUGGGCACGGCUCGCUCCCCCGCCAGGGGCUUAAACGAACCCCGUCCCUAAAGCCUGACGUCCCCCCUAAACCCAACGCCUUCACCCCACAGACUCCUCAGAUGAGGGUGGUCAACAAGUACAGCUACUAGGACACCAUAGACACUAUGGAGUGUACUACCAAGUGUACUAACUGGGACGGGGCAGGGGCACUACUGAGUGUGCUCUAGAGCCAGACUGGUUGUGAGAAGGCUUAGGGAGAGAGUAGGACCAUGUGUGUUUCGGGGUGUGUUCCCCAUGGAAUGAUUCAUUCCUUCACUCUAAAAAGAGAAAAUCACACCAGAUGUGACGUGGAGGUCUGUGUCUUGUCUUGUGGCUCCAUGUUUCUCUCCAUCUCACAACACACUGGUCAGUCUCCUCUAACCCUGACCCCUAGCCCUGACUCAGUAACCCCAGCCCAGGCCCAGGACAUAAGGCAGGGUGGGGGUAGAUGGGGGUAGGGGUCCUGUAGGGGACUAGCGUGGCCCCCAGUGUGUAGCCUGGCCCUAUGAUCCCGACUGUGGACGGUACGAGGUCUAACUCCGAGAACUACUUGAAGAAUGGGUCUGAUGUCUCACUGUCACUAAGCACUGUCUGUUUGUGUCACAAAUGGCACCCUAUUCCCCUUUGUUGUCAACUACUUCUGACCACGGCACAUAGGCCUGGUUGUACCUAGUGCACUAUAUAGGGAAUAAGGGUGCCAUUUGGGGGACACCCUCUGUCUUCCCAUGAAUGUGAACUGGACUGAACUGAACAAGGAGGAGGAAUACAAUAGAACUGUUUGUAUCUUGUCUGUCUGACUGAUGGGGGGAGAGCAGCGAGGAGACACACUAAACAUAGUGUCCCUUUGGUGUCCCUUUAGAGGUGUUUAACUCAACUAUAAAGACUGAGGAGGAAGGAAGGCAACAGAGAGAACACCACUGUGUGUCAGCUGGAGGGUAAAACCCAAUGUACAGCAAACACACACACACUUUGCUUGGGGAGGUGAAAGGCCUGGCUGCCUACGUACCCUAACAGGGACCCUCUGUAACUCACUGGGAUAUCUACUAAACACGUUUGCUGCUAUUGGUUUAUGAUGAGUAAUGUAUGUUGAGUGUAUUUAGUCCUCUUAUGUGUCUGUACCCUACAGCUGCCGUUGUCUCCUGAAGUGUGUGUGUGUGUGUGUGUGUGUGUGUGUGUGUGUGUGUGUGUGUGUGUGUGUGUGUGUGUGUGUGUGUGUGUGUGUGUGUGUGUGUGUGUGUGUGUGUGUGUGUGGUGUGUGUGUGUGCGUGCAGACCAUGCAAUUCACUGCACUGUUAGAACAGGCUCCAGUGACAUCAGAGUCCUCUAUCAACACAUACCACUCUUCUCCUGUCUCACACAGACACACAGAUACAAACGGGCGAUGCAGAGACUUUUCCUCCAGUCUUUCAAUGUAGCAGAGUGGUAUUUAGAAACAUUUCAUCCAACCCACUUCAACAGGCUGGUGUUGUUUUAUUCAGAAAUGAAAGACGUAAACAUUUAUGCAACACCAAUGGGUUUAGUUCUGUCAGGUUGAAAUGGCGUCCUGUAACAUGUCUGUCUGUCUCACUUGCCAACUGCAUGUCCAUCACUAGUGUUCGUCUCUGUGCUCCGUUGGGAGUUCACACACUGCUCUCUGUGUGGUAGUUGCCCCAAGGUACAGAGGCAGGAUCAGCGUACCAUCUCUCAAACCUAAUCUUAACCAUUUCCAGGGUAACUGAUCUUAGAUCUUCGGUUCUCUGGUUGCCAUUUUGGUUCCAGAGGCAGUGUUGUGUUUGCAGUUUCCCAGUGAGUGACAAGUGUACAAUCACACCAACAUCUACCAAUGUGUCCUACCGAGUCAUGCUGGUAAUGACAAGAUACUGUACAUAUUAUAAAUAUAUGAGUAUACAUAUUUUUAGGCCAGUUAACCCCAAUCUGUGCAUCGUGUGCCUUAAUUCAACGAAUGAUCGAUAUACAGAAAUAUUGAGGGAAAAAAAGUGAUUUGGUCCUGAAUGUCAUUAUUGUUACACUAUAACCUAAGCAACUCUGAUUAUUUGAAUUCAGAGUGAAAUUUGUGUUCUGCAUUUCAAUUUGUAUUUAUCUACCAAACUGCAGUUAUUUUGAUUCUAGAACUAAGAGUCGGUUUAGUCACCAACAUUCCAUUACAGAAUGCAGGCUGAAGCAAAGCAUGCUGGGAUUACAGUAUCCGUAUAUGACCUCAUGAAGAAGAAGGCUGCUGAUAGACCAAGCUGAGGUUCCAUGCAGUGAAUGUACUAUUAUGGCAUGGGGAUGUAGACUGACUCUUGUCUUUUCUCUAAACGCUUUGCUUCAAAACACUCAGCUCAACAUGGCACUAUACAGCCAAUAUACAGUAACCAGUCAAUACAGUACUCAAUAAACCAUCCAACCCAGUAUUAAGGUAAACACUCUGGGUAAUUAUUAUAGAUCAAAGAUGUGUAUCUAAUGGCUUAAUAAACUGUUCCAUUAGAGUGAGCAGUGGUCAUGUGACCGGGACAUGUAUAACAACAGGAUGUGGGUCAGAUCUCACAUUGACAAUGAGGUUCAUGAUUUGGGUACAUUUACUUUAUUUGGGGAAUUAAUUUGUCUGCCUGUUUGGAACCCGAAGCCACAAUUUUGUUUCAAAAAGAUGAUGGUAUUAAUUAAAGUCUGUUGUCUAUCAGUCGUCCUCUGCUAACCAGCGUUUGGGCUCAGACACACACACACCACACACACACCACACACACACCACACACACCCACACACCACCACACACACACACACACACACACACACACCCCCUGUUCCAUUCAUCCAGACAGGCUGUGCUCAGCUGUCUUGUGCAUUGCCAUAUUGACCUGGGUCUUUGUGUUGCAGUGUCAGUCUAAAGCCUUCCUACCCUCCUGUCUAUCUAUGCUCUGUGUGUGCAGAUGAACCAGCCUCGUUGACAUUACCUUUCUAAUAGUGUUCUGAUUGGACAGUAAGCCCUCCUGAUGUUUGUUCAGAGUGUUUUGUAGAUAUGUUGUAAAGUUGGAACUGUGAAUGUGUACAAAAUGAUCGUCUUUUGUUUCAGGACUUCUUGUU